This is a messenger RNA of Oenanthe melanoleuca, 2312 nucleotides long. RefSeq names its product translocase of inner mitochondrial membrane 9 (gene TIMM9). The coding region runs from base 1680 to 1949 and encodes 89 amino acids. The transcript is spliced from 4 exons. The record is from RefSeq and is a predicted model, not a curated record. Lineage: Eukaryota; Metazoa; Chordata; Aves; Passeriformes; Muscicapidae.
UUUGCUUAGAGAGACUUCUCUUAAUGUCUCUUUAGAACACAAAAAUGUAGUUGCAGGAGCCCCAGGGCCUUUCAAGGAGGGAGAUUUCCGAGUUCCUGCUCCUUUCUGGUGAACCAGCACCCCAGACUGUAAACCCAGAGGUUUAUUCAGGGAGCUCUGCUUCCUGCAGUGUGAAUAUCCUUGCUUAGAAGGGCAGUCCUGAAUUUUUAGAUCGUGUUUAGCCCACGGGAAAAGCUCUGUAGGAUUAAACCUGAGUGAAAGCUCUGUAGGAAGCUCUGGGCUGGGUUGGCUGAGGAGCCGAGCACUGUCUCAUCACCCUUUUAAAAGCUUUUUUCGGAGUUGGAGGGAAAGGGGAGAAGCAGCAGGAAACCUUGAAAUAAUACAUUUAGCAGACUUUGGAAAGCAGAUUUCAUAUUCCUGGGAAUGUUCAGUACUCGUUUUUAGAUGUAAGGCUGAUUUAUGGCCCAAGGUGCAGCAGAGCCCUAUAAUUUCACUGUGGAACGUGUGAAAUACCUGUACUGGGACAAGAGCUUCAGGCACUUCAGAUCAGAUGGUGCCUUGUGCUGAUGUGAAUCAGAGCCUUUCCCAGGUGUCAAAGCUCUGUGAAACUGCAGCUUUCAUCUGCCAUUUCCAAUCUUGCCAAAUCAGGCACAGAAAGACCGGGAUCAGGUUUGCUGUAAACACAGAUCAUGAGGCAAUGCAGAGUGUGAGAAAAUGGCACCAACGGUUGAAGCUUUGAGCUCCCGCCUUUGGCAGAGGACAAAAGUCUCCCCUGCUCCCUGCAGUUUCUGUUUCAUUAUCUACAUACCCUGCCCUGAGAGAAUUGUCACUGGGCUUGUUUUCUCACUGGCUGGGAAAGGAGAGAGUGGAGUUUCCAUAGCUUCUCACUGGUUACUCCAGGUGAUGGGCAUGUCCAGUCUCCUGAUACAAACUAGGGGUUUAGGAUAGAGGAGAGAGGUUGGAAAGGGACUUGGGACAAGGGGUAAUGGCUUUGCUCUGCCAGAGGGCAGGGUUAGGUGUUGGAAAAAAGUUCUUUCCUGUGAGGGUUUUAGGCUGUGGCACAGGGUGCCCAGAGAAGCUGUGGGUACCCCAUCCUGGAAGUGUUCCAGGCCAGGCUGGACAGGGCUUGGAGCAGCCUGGGGUAGUGGAAAGUGUCCCUGCCCCUGGCAGGGGGUGGAAUGAGACUAUCUGGAAGGUCCCUUCAAUCCCAAACCAGUUUGUGAUUCAGUGACAACCUGAAUAAAACCUGGUUCCUUGUUAGCCACCAUAUCCUGUAGGUUCUCCUUCAGAAUAACCUGUGUGACCUGUCUGCCCACGAGGGAUUCUUGCAUCUUACAUCCCAGAAUCAUCUGUGCCCUUGGCCUCCAGCCUCUGAACUGGCUCCCUGUGCAGGGAUCAUGUGUGAUGUUGAGGCAGAUGUCACCAUCCCUGUGCUGCUGGGAGGGACAGUUCACUCUCGUGAGAGCUCCCUGCUCCUAUUUUUAGUUGCUUCAUUUUCUUUCUGUUGUAGAAAUAAUUGUUGCUUCUCUUUGUUCUUGUUCAGGCAGCUUGUGUACCCCUUCCCUUCCCCCUGCUGAGAGACUGCAAUAGCUAAAGCUCUCUAAAACAUGAAUGUCUUGCCCAAAAAUUGGCAAAGCAUAAUAGAAGAUUAAUUGUGACUGAGCCACAGGUGGUGGGACAUGGCUGGACAAAUAUCAGAGUCUGACCAGAUCAAGCAGUUCAAGGAGUUCCUUGGCACAUACAAUAAACUUACAGAAAAUUGCUUUGUGGAUUGCAUAAAGGAUUUCACUAGCAGAGAUGUGAAACCAGAAGAGAUAACUUGCUCAGAAAACUGCCUGCAGAAGUAUCUAAAGAUGACACAGAGGAUCUCCAUGAGAUUCCAGGAGUACCACAUCCAGCAGAACGAGGCUCUGGCAGCCAAGGCAGGAUUGCUCAGCCAGCCUCGUUAGAGCAGAGCACUGUGCUCAGACUGAAGCUGUGCCAGUGUUCCCUGGGCAAGAACACAUUGGGGGAUUCCUGCUGUCAGGAUGUGUGCCCAGCAGCUCAGAGCAGAGCUGGGGGUGCUGCUCAGGCACUGGGAGCAGUGAAGGGUUAAACAGGAGCUCAGUCCUGGUGGCCUGGCAGUGCAGUUUGUUUCCACAAGGGAAUGAAUGAUGCAGAUACAACUUUUCCCAGGGCCCACAGACUGGUGUCUAAUUUCAGGGGUGGUGGGAGGGCUCACCUGCCUUUUGCUGAGACUGGUUGAGAUGAAUCAAUACAAUGUGGGGAGUACACUUUUUUAUUUAAUUCAAAUAAAAUAAACGGGAGCCAUA